AUGACUAUUAUUCAAAAGAGGAUGACUCUUCAAACCAUGAAGACUGAAAAUAGAAGCAUUGGAAGAUAUUUUUGAAAACACAUUGUGCAAAUUUAAGACCCAGCACUUACAUUGUCUCUGAUUGCUUCCUCCCUAAGACUGCUGCCGUAUCUCAUUUUUGCAAAAGAUUUUAGUAUUGUACAGAAAAAGAAAAAGAAGGAUGUAUUUGUUAAGACAGGAAGGAAAAUUAGUGAGCAAAUUAUCCAUGUCCUUGAUAAACCAGUGAUAAACCAAGCAAAUGUGAUCUGACUCAUCAACUAAAAAAACAUCAGCUUAGAGCCCCCUGAUUGUCAGAUCACGAUCCACCAGGAGUGGCUGUGAAUCAAAGAGCAGGAAAAUGCCAAACCAAAAUCUAGACAGUGACAAACCAUGUCUUCAAAUAUUGUACAACACUAUCUGGAUACAAAAUGCAAACAAUUUAGGAAGAUUGAGAAAUAUUAAGUUCAAGUCACUAUAAUGAAAGGGAAAUGAGGACAAGCCAGAAAAUAAAACAAUGAGAUAUUUAACAAAAUUCUCCAGACUGUGCCCAGAAUAGCCACCUUCUCAAUCAGAUCACAGAUUCUUAGAGGAGGAAUGGUCUUCAUGUGUGUUUUUCACCAUCUGAAUAAGAAAGAGGAGGAGCUAUAUAGAGACUCUCAAGAGACCCAGGAAAAGGAACUUUGA
Molecule: messenger RNA, 702 nt
Organism: Psammomys obesus (fat sand rat)
Lineage: Eukaryota; Metazoa; Chordata; Mammalia; Rodentia; Muridae
Gene: Mtif3
Product: mitochondrial translational initiation factor 3
Biological process (GO): translational initiation
Source: RefSeq, a predicted model, not a curated record